AGCCUGCGACAGACAAACAUGAGGAAGUAAACAGAACAGCAGCUGCAGCCCGGCUUCCCUUCACUGCAACGCGAGACUCCGACAUCUAUGGUUGCGCGUUGUGUUUAAAGUUUUACUAAACUAAACGGGCAUCUCUGUUCAGCUGUGACUAUGGGGAUUUCUGUGUCCCGCACCUCUAAGGAGACGACCCUCAUUGAUGGAAGGGACAACCUGUCUUCUGUUGUGGAGGACGAGGAGACUAAGAAUGGCAGGGUGGCUGACAUCUCCCAGUUUCCUUAUGUGGAAUUCACAGGAAGAGACAGUGUGACAUGUCCCACAUGUCAGGGCACCGGGAGGAUCCCCAGAGGACAGGAAAAUCAGCUUGUUGCAUUGAUUCCAUACAGUGACCAAAGACUACGGCCAAGAAGGACGAAACUAUAUGUAAGUGCAUCAGUGGUACUCUGCCUGUUCUUAUCCGGCCUGGCUGUUUUCUUCCUCUUCCCUCGCUCCAUCGAUGUGUCCUAUAUUGGAGUGAAGUCUGUUUAUGUCAGCUAUGACCAAGAGCAGCGCAGCAUCAAUCUCAACAUCACGAACACUCUGAACAUCACCAACAACAACUAUUACUCUGUGGAGGUGGCCAACAUCACAGCCCAGGUCCAGUUUGCUAGGACGGUGAUCGGUAAAUCUCGGAUCAGUAACGUCAUUGCCAUAAGUCCUCUGGACAUGAAACAGAUUGAUUAUAUGGUUCCCACUGUCAUUGCAGAUGAGUUGAGCUACAUCUAUGAAUACUGCACUCUGGAAACCAUCAAGGUGCACAACAUCGUGGUCAUGACUCAGGUGACCGUCACAGCAACAUACUUUGGCCAUGCAGAGCAAGUGUCUGAGGAGAUGUAUCAGUAUGUGGACUGCGGGGGGAACACUACGUCCAUCAGAGGGUUAACCCGACCGUUGAACAGUCCAAAUCCUGAUGGGUGAUGGGCCCAGCUCAGGCCGACGCCAUCGUGGUUCAGGUUUUGGUUUUUAACAGAUUUUGGUUAAAACAACUGCUCCUGUUAAAACCUCAACUUGUUCAAGUGUAAUCAGUAAAAAAAUCUAUAUUUCUAAGGCAAGAGAAAGCUUAUUAAAGACACUAAGAAAAAAUAUUUUAAUUUCUUUUUAAAUGUAUAAUAAUUAUGUAUUUUGAGAAUACAUGAAGAAAAAGAUAUUUUCUAAUUUAUAAUUUACCAGUUACAAAAUUAACAAAUUCAGCCUUACUAGAAAUCUUUGUUUUCUUUUGUAUUAAGGAAGCAUUUUUAAAAUCCGACUGGUGCUGGGAUUUAAAUGGCGUUGGUGAUCUGUAGCAGCAGAGGCUGCUUCGUCUUCCUUUCAGUUUCUAAAUGGAACUGAGUUCAUUGACUCCCUGUCAAAAGCGAAGCAAUAUAUCAGCAUUCCAUUGAUGUUUUAGAAUAAACACAUCGGCUGUUUGGAUUUUGCAGUUCAGUUCGCUGAGGCCUGUUCCUUUGUUGUUGAGCUCCUGCCAAGAAAGAAUUAACUGAAUCUUUUUCUCAUGAGUUUGUGUUUUCUGAGUUGUUUCUAUACCAAAGUACACGUUUAUCCCAUUCCUGCAGGCAGGUUGUCUGUUAUUUCUCUUGGCCAAAUAAAGGUAGUAUGUGUUUAAUCCCCUGCUGAUUUAGCUCACUUUGAUUUUUAAUGUGGACUGAUAUCUCAACAUAAAAUUCUGAAGAAGAAAUUACAUAACCUCCUGAGACCCAGAGAAAAAAAAGUUUUUGAAUUUCUUUUUUUUUUUUUUAACACUACAUGACUCUUUGGAGUGAAAAAACAUCACUACAAUUGAAAAAAUUUCAAAACAUGUUUUUAUUUAUUUUUUAGAGUAUUUCCUUUGGAGAGGACAUCGGGACUCUCUUGUGGCAAAUAUGAACACAUUUCGAGGCAUACAUUUACCUCUGAACUCUGACAAUCUUUAGUGCUGUAAAUUUCAAAUGGCUACAUCAUUUAAGCCAGUGGUUCAGAUUUCCAGUCACCUCAUUCAACUUAUCAAAAGCAAGCUGAUUAGUGUAGUAUAAUCAGGUGUGUUAGUUCUGUUUUGGUUUGUGGUAGUCCAUAAAGCAGUUCUUCCUCUUUGAGAUGCAGAGGUACAUGUUGCAUUUGAUGCACUUUAUGUAGGUUUUUCCAGUGCACCCUUCUGCUCUGCACCUGGAAGUAUUAGGAUUGUCCAUCAUCUGUGGCAAAUGGACAGCUCCAUACUUUCUCACUUCCUUAUCUGGCUGGGGCCUCUUUCUCUUCUGUGAUGGAACGUACUCCUCAUCAUUCGACGCAUCAGAUUCAAUUGGAUUGGGUUGGCCUGACUGCCACUGGGCAAUCAGUUCCUCACCUAAGAGCAGUUUGAAGUCAUGGUAUUGGAGAGUUUUCUUCAUAGGUCGUGCCAAAGCUUGGCUGUCUUCCUUAUACUGUAACCAGGAGUUGGUGAUGGCCAGAUUGAAGAAGUGUAGGAUUGUGCAUACAGUCCAAUUCCUUGUGCGGUUAGCCAUUCUAUAAAAGCUAAGCAUUCUAUCCCACAUAUCAACCCCACCCAUGUUGGUGUUGUACUCUGCCACCUUUUGUCUUUCAGUGACCAUCUGGUACGGGUAUCCUGGGGCUCUAUUCCAUGCACUGUAGAUGCCAUGAGUACAGGUUUAUUGUCAACCCAUUUUGUCACAGCCAGCUCAGGAUGCUUCCUUGUCACCAUUACGGAGGAGUCUCUUCCUUGUUUCAACAACUCUUUAUCAGAUGUAAUGUUACAAUCCUUUGGGAGUCUAUUUUUCAUCAGUGUUCCACUUGCAGGCAGAUUCAUUUCUAGCAAUUUAUCCAGUAGUUUUAUUGAGGUGAAGUACCUAGACAGACAGACACAAACACAAAAAAAGUAAAAUAAGUGUAAUUUGUUGACAGAGAAUCAUCAUCAACAGCACCACAGUUGACAUUUUCAUCAUACCUGUCAAAGUAUAGGUGAGUUGCCCUGGGAAUGGACUCAGUCAACCGAAGAACUGCAUUUGCUCCUAUUCCAAGUCCUGUGUCUCUGCCGACGAAGGUGUUUUUUCCUUAGUAGACUUCAAAAUCCAAUACAAUUCCAGUUGGAGUAGCGAGAACAAACACCUUCAAUCCGGUUGGAUUUGGCUUGCCAGGAACGAAUUGAUGGACUGGACAUCGACCAGUAAAGGGAAUCAUUCGUUCAUCAAUGGAAACAUUUCCUGGCCUGGGUAGGUUUAGGCAGCCUUGUUACACCUUCUUCAGAACUGGACUGACUCUCCAAAGCAUAUUUAGCUUCCUCUCCUCUUCAGUUACAUCAAGAUCAUUAGUGAUUUUCAGAGAACAUCUGAUCAUGAAAAAGCGAUCCCUUGUCAUGGACUCAGUAACUAUUGACACUCUUGUUUUUUUGGCCCAAUACAUUUUGAUUUUUGGGUAACCAAGGCAUGCCAUGUACACCGAGACUCCAAAGAAGGUCUUAAUCUCGUCAGGUGUUGUAUUCAGACUUGAGCCUGACACCCGAAUCUGUCUCUGGUUUGUGCAAAAGGACAUGUCCUCAAAAACUUUGUUGUCAAUGUGCUGCUCAAAGUAUUUUGAUGGUGGCCAGUCUACACCUUUUGGGGCAGUACAGACAACCUCUCCGGAGUCUUCCAGCACAGGCAGGAAUCUUAAGAGACAGACAAAUACGUUAAAUAAUUAUGUCCUCUAAAAGUGAUAGUUCAUCAAAAAAAUAAUCUUAUCUGUCUAAGCUUAUCUACUCUUGUCUCAGAAGCCUACAUGUUAGUUUUGGUCCAAAGUGGGCGACGGGCCCUUGCGUGCUCAACUUCACACUACUCUUCCUCACUUGAUGCCUCAUCCUCUGAACUCCCGACCUCAAAAUCACCGUCAUUCUGUCCCUCUUGGUCCUCCUCAUCUGACAAAUCUAUGUCUGAGUCUCCAUCAGUAAUCCUGUUUAGGAUUUUCUCUGCCUCAGUCAGUGAGCUGACUUUUAUUAAAACAGGUUAAAAAAUAAAAAGCAAAUCCUGAUGUCCUCUAUGGAGGACACACAUAAACAGGUUAUGUUUUAUGCCAACAAAUAAUUAAACUGCUCUGAAAAUGUACCUAACUAUUCCUUAGAUGUUAAUUUACUAGAAGCAAUCUGAAUAUUAAACUCACAAAGCUCAUAAUUAGAAAAUAAUAUACUUACCUUUCUUCUUUCGAUAAAAUGUGCUCACAGGGAUGGCAGCCAUUUUGAAGAAUCAGGAAGAAAAUUCUAGAAAAGCCCCGACCCCACACAUGUCAUAUCAUUGGAAAGCCCAGGAUGUCCUCUCUAAGGACCAACAGGAUUUAACACAGUGGCAUGUAUGGUUUAAGAGUUAUGAACAAAAAACCUAUGUGCUCCACAGAGGACAAAAAUGUAUUGCUGGGUCUCAGGAGGAUAUAAGGCAGAAAUUGGUUUGCGUGUCAUUUAAUGGAUUCCUGUCGAUAUUUGAUUUCUGAUCAAAGCAUCAAUAGAACUGUGGUGUCAAAACUUUUAAAAAUAAUUAUUAAAACUAAUAAAAAUAAGCUCUUCUCUUUUUGUCUCUUUUACAUCCUACAGUUUUGAGCUCCAAAUACAAUACGUUGUUGGGGUAUUUCUGCCUUAAAAGUUGCACUCAGUGAGCUUAACAGAUGCAACUUAUGACAUCACGUAGAAGACCUUAUUAUCUUAAAGCUCUUAGGCCUAAAAAUAUUUCAAGUUAGGGUGAGAUACUGUGAGAUUUUAAUGAUUAUGGCUUACAGGGAAAGAAAACCCAAAUUUCUGUAUCUUAGAAAAUUAGAAUAUGACAUUAGACCAAUCAAAAGGAUUUUUUAAGCACAAAAGUGAGGCUUCUGAAAAGUCUAUCCAUUUCUGUACACUCAACACUUGGUUGGCCUCCUCUUGCAUGGAUUACUGCAUCAAUGCUCUGUGUCAUAGAGGCCAUCAGCCUGUGGUUCUGCUCUGGUGUUAACGAACAGCCUAUAGAUUUUAUCUAUGGAGUUUUGGUCAGUUUGCUGGCCAAUCAAGAACAGGAUCACCAUGGUCAGCAUCUGGUACCUUUGGCAGUGUGGGCUGGAAAAGAAAAUCAGCAUCUCGAUACAGCUUGUCUGCAGAGGGAAGCAUGAAGUGUUCAAGAAUUUCCUGAUGUACGUUUACAUUGACUGUGGACUCUAGAAAACAGUGGACCAGAACCAGCAGAUCUUUUUAUCUGUUGGUUUCACAAUUUGACAGUUAAAGACAGGAAUAGCCUGAACAAUAUUGUAAAAAUCAGUUCUAAAAUCAUCAGCGUGAAACUGAGAACUUAAUGUCUUCUGCAACCAGCAAAUGGUUCGGAAGGCAGGAAGUAUCCUAGCCUCUGGGACAUGCUCUGGCAGGUGAAUUUUCUAUGUUGCCUUCUGGGUGUCGUCAUGCACUUCCUGUGUGUAACCCCCAGAUUCCACAUCCACAAUAGUGGGCUAUUUCUCUCUGGCUGGAGUCGAGCGGAGCAGAAAAUAGACUUGUUGCAUAUUUUGAUGGUGAACGACGCAGAGCUUGUCCAGUGGUUCUCAUUAAUUAAAAUAGAAACGUAGUUGCUCCUUCGGACGGACGUGUACGUACGUGAAUGGAGCGGAUGUGGAAUUUUGGGGUAAGAUGAACCGCCACUUCAAAUCUUUCAUCCCUUAUGUUUAAGCUUUUAAAAUAUGUGUAGGGUCUUUUUUGAAUGUGCACAUACUGACAUGCUGCUCUUAAUGAAUUGCCCCUUGUGAGAUUAAUAAAGUUGAUUGAAUUUAAUUGAUUGAGAUGACAUGGCACCACAAACCAUCACUGACUGUGGAAACUUCACACUGGACUUCAAGCAAUGUGGGUCCUGGGUGUCUCCGCCUUCCUUCAGACUGGGGGACCUGGAUUUCCUAAUGAAAUGCCAAACUUAAUUUCAUCUGAGAACAGGACUUUGGACCACUUAGCAACAGUCUAGUCCCUUUUCUCCUUUGCCCAAGUAAAACCCUUCUGAUGAUGUCUCGGCUCAGGAGUGGCUUGACUGGAGGAAUGCGACAUCUGUAGCCCAUCUCUAGUGUCCAUCUGUGUGUAGCAGCUCUUGAGGCACCGAUUCCAGCCUCAGUCCCCUCCUUGUAAAGCUCCCCCCAAUUCUUGAAUGGAUUUCACUUGGCAAUCCCCUCAGGGCUGCAGUCCUCCCUGUUGCUGGUGUAUCUUUUCCUACCACACUUCCUCCUUUCACUCAAUUUCCUGUUAAUAUCUUUGGAUCUAGAACUCUGAACCAGCAGCUUCUUCAGCAUUGAUCUUUAGUGGCUUCCCCUCCUUGUGAAGGGAGUGUAUGGCUGUCUUCUUGACGUCUGUCCAAUCAGCAGUCUUGUCUUCCCCAUGAUGGUGUUAAACCGACUCAGAGACUGUUAAAAGGUUCAGGAAACCUUUGCAAGUGUUUUGAGUUGAUUAGCUGAUUAAGAUGUGACACUGAGUUUCAAAUCAUGAACUUUUUCACAACAUUCUAAUUUUCUGAGACACUGAAUUUUGGGUUUUGAUUAUCUGUGGCCAUAAUCAUCAAACUAAUUGAUUAAAUAAUCAUCACUUUCUGAGAUGACUGGCAAAAAUACUGCAGUUUUGCACAAUAUAAAAUUAUUAUAUUUUUUUCGAUGUACCUGUAAUCUACCAAAAUCCCAUUUUUCUUCAGUUUGUGAGUAAAAAAUAAAUUUCCUGCUGAGGUGUUCUUGAUUCUAGGUCUUAUGAACUCAGUCCUUUCUUUAACACACAUGAUUGAGUUAGUAUGAUUGAUUUGCUAAACAGCUGUUAUUUAUAUUGAUCACCUGUAAAGAUCAUCACAAAGAAAUGUUCCAUUAAGUAAACUGUUGUCUAAAGAUCAGCUUACAAAAGCUGGUUGGUUUUACCCAAAUUAGCACUGUGACAAAGCUCACAGACAUGAACAUUCAGAAUAACAAGUGCAAAUCUAUUUCAGAUUGAUACUUUGGACUCUUUGUCUCGUAAAAGUUUGGGAUCUCCUGUGAAUUUCUAAUGGUUUUUAUUUUAAAUUUAGCACUAUGUGCUCCUAAUUCUUUACCCUGAUUUGUUUUAAGCUACUUUGAAAAAUGUUCUCAUGAUCCCUUUGUUAUUGUGUAAUAUUUUGAUUCAUUUGCUUUCAUUCUUACUCUUAGAUGUUGUUUUAAAUUAAACAAAUUUGCAGUUUUCA
Messenger RNA from Fundulus heteroclitus (mummichog), 7157 nucleotides. RefSeq names its product transmembrane protein 106B. NCBI's taxonomy places the organism in Eukaryota, Metazoa, Chordata, Actinopteri, Cyprinodontiformes, Fundulidae. Bases 151 to 954 code for a protein of 267 amino acids. The record is from RefSeq and is a predicted model, not a curated record. The transcript has 8 exons.